UAAUAGAAAUCGAUAAGGAUGCUAAAUAUACCCGAGAAACUAAUAUUGACGGGGCUGUAUAUCAGUUAAAGUGCCAUAUGGAAUGCUUCAAUUUAUUCGACUCGCAGUAUAAUGUCAAAGCCUUCAUGGUUGCAUUAUGUAAACAAUAUUUUUCAAGUGUUUCUGGAAACGAUGAAGGUAAAUUAGAAGAACUAUUCGAAACGUUGGAAAUCAAUGACUUAGAUAAAAAAAGGAAUAGAGAAUGGCAAGUUGGAUUCGUGAGACAGGAAUGGGAAUCCAAUUUCAGUAACUACUCGCUACAGGGUGAAGAAUUAUAUAUGCACAACGAGUAUCGUGACCUUCAUAUACCAAAGGAUUGUUAUGAGGCAAGAGAGAAUCUCAAAUCCAGUUGGUCUGAACUCAAUGAGAAGGACUUCAAGAUAUAUUGGUCGAAUAUCAAUCUAAAAGUCAGAGAAGAAAAAGAACACUUCCAAUUUUGGGGAGUGGAAUGCGCCAGCGAAAAUGUGAAUAUCGAUCUGAACAAGCGAUUGGUUUUGAAGUUGUAUAACCCUUCACGCAGUCCUUCGCGAGGUAUGUUAACUCGUCGUGCCUUUCUCAAUGUAUAUGAAUAUAUCCUAAGUAAGUUUUUACUUGAAGUGAAUGCAUAUAGGGCAUUGAGAGUAGGUGACAGCGACGAAAGGAAUCUUCGUCGAGUCGAGAAGAAUUACAUUCCUCGAUUGUAUCAAUUUGGAUAUUGUGAAUGGCAGGAAGUUACUCAGUUCCAGGGUUUUUAUUUACUUAUAGAGUAUAAAGACAACGACACUUUGUCAUUGUCAGCACCCGAUCUUUUUAAGAAGAGCCUGGAAUUCCUUGGCAAAAUUCAUGUAGAGAAGUUCUUUUAUUCGCAAAAGGAUGAGGAUGCUUACACCAUCGAUUUUGGAUUGCCUAGUCCGACUAGAUUAAAGGAUUUCAAUUCAAAUAAGAUAGAACAAGAUCAAGAUGUCAUACGAUUAUACAAGGCAUGUGAAGUGGAACAGCUAGCUCCUGAUGUCAUACUAGGGGGUAGAUAUUCAAUGAUGCCGAAAUCCAAGAGACAGAGAACAUCUUAA
Molecule: messenger RNA, 1088 nt
Organism: Scheffersomyces amazonensis
Lineage: Eukaryota; Fungi; Ascomycota; Pichiomycetes; Serinales; Debaryomycetaceae
Exons: 1
Coding region: 78-1088 (336 amino acids)
Source: RefSeq, a predicted model, not a curated record